CUGUCUUCGAUGUUGUUAUUGUAGAACUGUCCAUUUUCGUCGUAGGUUAAAUUAGUGCUCUUGAGCCGUCAAACAGAAAUGCAGUGGAUUUGUUUGUUUGCUUGUAAAUGGACGGUGUGCCUUGCCUUCGUGUGUCGCAGUGUCAUGUACAGCAGUUUAGGAGAUGUCUACAAUCGAAAGGAGCUCUUGAUCUGAGUUUGUGCUUACUAAGAGAAUCAGAGGAGACUGUCCUCUUGCCCAUUUUACCAUCUUGUCUGCCACACCUGGAUCUGCGAUCUUUUAGAUCAUUGGUGUCUUCAGACGGUGCUUGUGAAAUAGUUUGGAGUCAGUCUCCUCUGCUGUCAAAGAAGAAGAGAGGAAGAACAUGUGGUAAUAAACUUGAGAAAAUCCUCCAAGAGUUUUUUGAAUCUCAUGGUGUAAGAUGGACAGAGGAGCUGAGGGGGGACCUCCCUCGCAGCUUCCAGAGGCAUGGAGACCUACUCCUGCUGGGCGACAACUGCUUCUCCCUGCCACUAUGGAAGAAGAUAGAUCAACAGCUAUGGAGUUCUGUGGCCAAAGCAUUGGGGGCAAAGCGGCUGGCAAAAAUGGGUCGGAUAUCCAGGAAUGGAUUUCGAUCUCCCGUGGUGACGAUGCUGUUAGGAGAGCACAGCUGGGUGAAACAUGUGGACAAUAGGAUUAGGUAUGAGUUUGAUGUCACCCGAUGUAUGUUCUCAGCUGGAAACAUAACAGAAAAGCUCCGGGUGGCUGGAUUUGACUGCAGAGGGGAGACUGUGGUGGAUUUGUACGCAGGUAUUGGAUACUUCACUCUUCCAUAUCUGGCCCACGCGGAGGCCAGUCAUGUUCACGCCUGUGAGUGGAACCCUGACGCAGUUGAAGCUUUACAGAAAAACCUCGUGGCAAACGGGGUGUCUGACCAUUGCACUGUUCACCAAGGAGACAACCGACAGCUUCACUUGUGUGACAUUGCUGACAGAGUGAACCUGGGUCUAAUACCGAGCUCAGAGGACGGCUGGCCUGUUGCCUGUCGACUCCUGAAGAGAACAACUGGGGGCAUUUUGCACAUUCACCAGAACGUCACCUCAGCGCUACCGAACAAUGCAGCAGUUCCAACAAUCAAUGCUGUCACCACUCAGAGGGUUUCAGGGAAGAAGGCUGACAGAGAGGCGUGGCAGGCCUGGGCCGAUGACACAGCAAACCACAUUACUUUUCUUUUAAAGGACAUCACUGGAGCACCGUGGUUAACGCACAUCCAGCACAUAGAACAUGUGAAGUCAUAUGCACCUCAUGUUCAUCAUAUUGUGCUGGAUUUGGAGUGCAGACCGUCCUGAGCUGAGGAGAUGAACACAGAUACUGAGUUGACUCCACGGCAUUCAUGUUUUAAUGUGCUGCAGUCCAGAGAAGAAAUAGGCAGCUGUAUGUUUCCAAUGCAGCCAAACGCUACACCAACUGGUCUCUAUGGCCCAAUCCCAAUCUCCACUCUAAAGCCUCACAGUCUUAUUUGACAUUCCUUGGUAAGUGCUUGAGAGUACGAGAGAAUGCAAGGGAUCGAAAUGGUAUUGAAAGAAAUGGGACAACACUUUGCGGCAACAAAUCCCGUUACUUUGACACCAACCAAGUUAUAUAGGCAUAAUUGCAGGUUUGGGAUUUUAUUUUUAAACUUUUUUUUACUUUCUUACUUACCAAGGCACUUAGAGGAAUACUUCACCCAAAAAAUGAUCCUUUAUAUAUCUAUUACUCAUCCUGUGUUAACUCAAAUUUGUGAAGAAAACAUUUUUCUCACAUGCCUCCGACAGCAAAACUAUAUCAAAACAUGCGUUUACAAACUCUCACACAACUCGUGCCGUAUAAUCCAAGUCUCAUUUAUCCAGUCGUAUGCUCACUACUUCCCAAACGCAUGCAUUUGCACUAAAAACCUUAUUGUUUAAAACGCUUGCACAUAAACAGUCUUGCGCUUGCACAGGCGCGUUACUUGUUUUUUUAAUAGUUUUAAUAGUUUAAUAGUUUUUGUAAAAAACAGCAUUAUUUAGCUAAAUUAAGAGAAAUUGUUGAAUAAUAAAAUAAGUGUAAUAUAGCCUUUGCUUACAUUCCUAUGAUUUCAUAUGUAGUGUUUCUUUGUAAAUUUAGGCUUCCAGGCUUCUCCUGGUUACCCUUAUGUUUUAGUGUCACUAAAUGCCCUCACGCACUUUGCGGGAACACGCCUCAAACUCUGUGAGUGUGGACAUUGGGAUUGAGCCUAUGUGUAUUUCAUCUGUCAAGUAGAGAAAUCAGCUGCUGCAGUGUUUAUAUAAACCUUUAAUUAUCCAGGGCAGGUUCACUAAACACAAAUGUUUAUUUUUUUAAUAUAUAUAAACGCCCUGCUUCACACUAUAUAACCCCAUCUGCGACCAGUAGUGGGUUUAGGUGCCUUGCUCAAGGGCAGUUCAUUGUUGUAUUCUACUCGCUGAAUUCCCCUUCAGUGUGUGAUCCCUAUAUCCCUUGUAAUUGUCUAAAAUGAAAAGUUAUAGACUGAGACAUGACUCACGACAGUGUGCUGGUAAAUAGAGGAACGCCCAAACCUAUAACACUCUUCCCAAGAAAUAUGAUAUCACAGAACAUACAGAACUACUCUGUCAAUAUAUCUUUGGAACUUCAGAAGGCAGCAGCCAAUUUAAUCAAUACUAAUUAAUGGAUUUAAUACUACAUCGCAGUUUCACUUUGGAGCUAUAGACGGGUGACAAAUUAAAGUUAUUAUUUUUGGAGGCACCGAGUGAUAACGCACCUAGUGUGUGAUCACCAAUAUGCAAAUAAGCUCAUGAUGUCAUUUUAGAAUCGGAGGGAUGAAACCUUCUUUUUAAUGGUCACACAUGCAAAGCACACAGCACACACAGUGACAUUUGUUCUCUGCUUUUAACCCAUCCUAGUACCAGGAGUCUAGUAC
Molecule: messenger RNA, 2917 nt
Organism: Cottoperca gobio
Lineage: Eukaryota; Metazoa; Chordata; Actinopteri; Perciformes; Bovichtidae
Gene: tyw2
Product: tRNA wybutosine-synthesizing protein 2
Exons: 7
Coding region: 108-1328 (406 amino acids)
Biological process (GO): tRNA methylation; wybutosine biosynthetic process
Cellular component (GO): cytoplasm
Molecular function (GO): tRNA methyltransferase activity
Source: RefSeq, a predicted model, not a curated record